Daldinia decipiens is the source of this 1299-nucleotide messenger RNA. RefSeq lists its product as uncharacterized. The record is from RefSeq and is a predicted model, not a curated record. The transcript has a single exon. Lineage: Eukaryota; Fungi; Ascomycota; Sordariomycetes; Xylariales; Hypoxylaceae. The coding region runs from base 184 to 819 and encodes 211 amino acids.
CUUGUCUUCCCAACCAUCCGAAUAUUGUCAAUUAAUAUGUAUAAUAAAAGGCGAUGCUUGCCAUGGUAGGUUCAAGUUUUCUUUUUCGUCUUGCAGAUCAUUCCCUUCCACUAAGCUGCAAGGUGCAAAAACUCGCCGCCCUCAACCAAUACAAGCAAAACCCCCUUUGAGGCGUUGUCCAAGAUGCAUCUAAGCUUGUCGAUCUCCUUUCUCUUUAUCCUAUCCGUGUUUGAUUCAUCCACAGCAUUGCCUUUCAUUAUACAGAGAAGGCAGCCAACCCAGUCAUUGGUCGCUCGCGCUACAUAUUCUGUAGUCCCGAUUGACGGAAAUGGUUCAGGUUCAGGUUCAGGUUCAGGUUCAACUGAGACUCCUGGCACAAUUGAGACAAUUGUUGUAACUUCCCCACCAGUUACCAACACGAUAGUGAUUACCGCAAGCCCCGCGACCCAGACUGUUGCUACUACAGUCUCUAUUAUAGACAUUCAACCCACAACCAAUGUUGUAACCACCACUGUGACUGAAGACGACAAUGUACCAUAUUCAACUUCAGUUUAUCCAAGCACAGAGUCUAUUACAACAACAUCAUCGUCUAUAUCUACCAUCUCGUCAACUACACCCCCGACGCCGUCAAGUACGGUAGUCACGCCAGCCCUGCCAACGACUUUCUCCGGCACCUCUUCCCCAACGGCAUGGACAACAUCCAUACCAGUGUCCAGUUGGGUGUGGAGCUCAAGUGCUUCUCAUGAUGAUGGUUCGUGGCACACAUCUUAUCUUCCUUGGAAUGGGACUGUGAGCCGUCGAUUUGCUCGUGAGCAAUGAGAUAGCAAUAGCCAUUUUCUACCGUUGCGGCUUCUUUAUGUACUUUUUAUUAUAGGAAUGAAAUGUAUGAGAGCAGGAUAUGGUAUUAAUGGAGUAUUUAGGCGGGGCAGGCCAUGGCUUGGAAUACAUGAACUAAUGUAAUGGAUAACUGGGAUGCUUGGUCUGGUUGCGGACCAAGCAAUGAACUAUACGCAAACCAAGCGCUGGGACGCGUCAAAUUUACCUGGUAUUAUAUGACUAGAGAGAUAUGGGAAUAUAUUACCUAAAGUUGAAAUUAUAUUAUCCAACUUUAAUAUAAUUUUAGGACAAUAUAUUAACUAAAUCAUAUACUAAGUUGUGGAUUACCUCACUUUGACACAAGGAAAACUGUUUCCUAAACAGGUAAUAAGGCUAGCAGUGUGGCCAAUCACCUCACAAGCCCCCUCCUAUUGGCAAAGGCUAGGACUAGUUAUUGACGUUAUAUUCAGUAUUGUGCAGCUA